Molecule: messenger RNA, 973 nt
Organism: Acomys russatus (golden spiny mouse)
Lineage: Eukaryota; Metazoa; Chordata; Mammalia; Rodentia; Muridae
Product: vomeronasal type-1 receptor 4-like
Exons: 1
Coding region: 26-973 (315 amino acids)
Biological process (GO): G protein-coupled receptor signaling pathway
Cellular component (GO): membrane
Molecular function (GO): pheromone receptor activity
Source: RefSeq, a predicted model, not a curated record
GUAUUUCUAGGGGCUAAUAACCAUAAUGAAUUUAUGUCCUCUUUUAAUAGAAAUUAAAAUGGCUUCUGAAAAUGUAGCAAUGGGAAUUUUUCUCUUGACCCAGAUUACAGUUGGAAUGCUUGGCAAUUCCUCAAUACUAUUUCAUUACGUCAUUUUGAUGUUCACUGGGAAGCGUUUAAUGCCCAAAGACCUUAUCGUAGAGCACUUGACUUUUGCCAACUACUUGUUUAUCGUCUCAAAAGGCAUUCCGCAGACACUGUCCGAUUACGGAUUUAAAGAUUUCCUGGAUGGUUUGGGGUGUAAAUUGACAAUGUAUAUGUACCGAAUAACAAGAGGAAUGUCCCUUUAUGCCAUGUGCCUACUGAGUUGCUUCCAAGCAAUCACAAUCUGCUCUAGCAACUCCAUGUGGAUGAAGCUCAAACACAGAGCCCCCAAGUACAUCGGUCCCUCCUGUUCACUCAGCUGGCUCGUGCAUCUGUUUUUAAACAUCUUGACUCCAGCAAGAGUGUCAGGACCCAGGUACAACAAAAAUGUCACUGACAGGAUGAGUUAUGGGUACUGCUCCUGGUCUGCUUCGGGCAAUCUUGCAACUGCACUCUAUUUGCUCUUACUGUGUUUCUCUGAUGGACUGUUUUUGGGUCUCAUGGCCUACUCAAGUAUCUCCAUGGUGAGUAUGCUUUAUAGGCAUAAAAGACAAGUCAAGCAUAUUCACAGUGCCCAGCACUUACUAAAAGUAUCACCGGAAAACAGAGCCACUAAAACUAUCCUCGUCUUGGUGUGCACAUUUGUCAUCUCUUACACAUUCUCUUCCAUUGUGGUCAUCUUCACGACCUACUUUAAGUACCCGAUGCUAUGGGGAGUAAGUGUAUUUACAUUCCUAGAAAUAUGUUUUCCCAUAUUUUGUCCCUUUGUUCUCAUCAGUAACAUGAAGUUUAGUUCCAACAUGUUUUUACCCUGCUUUAGUAAGAGAUAG